Molecule: messenger RNA, 999 nt
Organism: Nicotiana tabacum (common tobacco)
Lineage: Eukaryota; Viridiplantae; Streptophyta; Magnoliopsida; Solanales; Solanaceae
Product: palmitoyl-acyl carrier protein thioesterase, chloroplastic-like
Biological process (GO): fatty acid biosynthetic process
Molecular function (GO): fatty acyl-[ACP] hydrolase activity; acyl carrier activity
Source: RefSeq, a predicted model, not a curated record
AUGUCACAAGUUAGGCAAAAUAUACCUUCAAAAAAGCAACUUGUGGAUAUUUAUAGACAGGGAUUAAUUGUUGAAGGGGCAUAUAGACAGACAGUUGUUAUAAGGUCUUAUGAAGUUGGUCCUGAUAAAACUGCUACAAUUGAAAGCAUCCUUAACUUACUUCAGGAAACAGCAUUGAAUCAUGUGUGGAUGUCAGGACUACUUAGUGAUGGAUUUGGUGCUACACAUGGGAUGAUGAAACACAACCUUAUAUGGGUGGUUUCAAGAAUGCAACUUCAAGUGGACCAUUAUCCAAUAUGGGGUGAAGUAAUAGAGAUAGACACAUGGGUUGGAGCAUCAGGCAAAAAUGGAAUGAGAAGAGAUUGGCAAAUUAGAAGUCAAGCCACAGGCCUUGUAUUUGCCAGGGCAACCAGUACAUGGGUGAUGAUGAACCAACAAACGAGGCGCCUUUCUAAGAUGCCAGAAGAAGUGAGGGCUGAGAUCUCACCUUGGUUUAUCAAUAAACAGGCAAUCAAAGAAGAAAAUCCUAUUAAGAUAGAGAAGUUGGAUAAUACUGCUAAAUAUGUCCUUUCCAAUUUGAAGCCAAAGAGAAGUGAUUUGGACAUGAACCACCAUGUAAAUAAUGUAAAAUACGUUCGUUGGAUGCUAGAGGCUAUUCCUGACCAAUUUUUGGAGAGUUAUCAGCUGUCUAGUAUCAUACUAGGAUAUAGGAGAGAAUGUGGAAGCGCGGACGUUGUUCAAUCCCUUUGUGAACCAGAUGAAAAGGGACUUUUCGACGAUGGAUUUAAUGAUCAAUACAAGAGAAGAAUUAGUGUACUACAUGGAUUUUCAUUUGGAUCAGGAAUUCUUGAGGCAAAUGGAUUGCUUGAGUCAUUUAAUCAAAGGCCAUUUAGUUACACACAUUUGCUUCAGAUAAAGGAACAGAUCAAGAAUGAAGAAAUUGUUAGAGGAAAUACUAGUUGGAAGAGAAAGAUAUCUUCUAUGCCAUUUCCUGCAUAA